AUGCGAGAGCGUGUUCAAGAAACUGUCUCCGCUAAUCGCAACGAAAUUGUCUCUCUCCUUUCCAGGUACGUGGAUCAGGGGAAGGGUAUUUUGCAGCCCCAUCACCUCCUCGACGAGAUUGAGAAUAGCAUUAGUGAUCAUACUUCCCGCCAAAAGCUUACAGAUGGUCCUUUUGGCGAAAUCCUCAAGUCCGCACAGGAAGGCAUAAUUCUUCCUCCAUACGUAGCUUUAGCGGUUCGUCCGAGACCAGGUGUUUGGGAAUUUUUGCGUAUAAAUGUUAACGAACUAAGUGUAGAGCAGCUGAGUGUUGCUGAAUACCUUGUUUUCAAGGAGGAACUUGUGGAUGGACAGAGUAAGAGCCCUUUCGUGCUUGAGCUGGAUCUUGAACCAUUCAAUGCUACAUUUCCUCGAAUGUCACGCUCGUCAUCCAUUGGCAAUGGAGUUCUGUUCCUCAACCGCCACCUCUCUUCAGUUAUGUUCCACAAUAAGGAUUGUAUGGAGCCGCUUCUGGAUUUCUUUCGUGCCCAUAAACAUAAGGGAUAUGCAAUGAUGUUGAAUGACCGGAUACAAACCAUGUCUAGACUCGAGUCUUCUCUGGCAAAAGCAGAGGAUUAUCUUUCCAAACUACCACCUGAUACGCCCUACUCUGAGUUUGAAUAUGUAUUGCAAGGAAUGGGGUUUGAAAGGGGCUGGGGAAACAAUGCUGAAAGAGUUCUUAAUAUGAUGCAUCUUCUCUCUGACAUUCUACAAGCACCUGAUCCCUCUUCUCUUGAAAAUUUUCUUGGAAAGAUACCAAUGGUUUUCAACGUUGUCAUAUUAUCCGUCCAUGGUUACUUUGGGCAGGCGAAUGUUUUGGGUUUGCCGGAUACUGGUGGCCAGGUUGUAUAUAUAUUGGAUCAAGUGCGUUCCUUGGAGAAUGAGAUGUUACUAAAAUUAAGGCAGCAAGGACUUGAUAUCAAACCUAAGAUUCUGAUCGUGACUCGCUUGAUACCUGAUGCCAAAGGUACUUCAUGCAACCAAAGGUUGGAGAGAGUCAGUGGAACUGAACAUACCCAUAUAUUACGUGUUCCUUUUAGGACUGACAAAGGGAUUCUUCGUAAAUGGAUAUCAAGGUUUGAUAUAUGGCCUUACAUUGAGGCGUUUACGGAGGAUGCUGCAAGCGAAAUUGCAGCCGAAUUAAAGGGUGUUCCAGACCUGAUAAUUGGGAACUACAGUGAUGGCAAUCUGGUUGCCUCGUUGCUAUCUUACAAAAUGGGAGUAACCCAGUGCAACAUUGCACAUGCAUUGGAGAAAACAAAGUAUCCGGAUUCUGAUCUAUAUUGGAAGAAAUUCGACGACAAGUACCACUUUUCUUGUCAAUUUACUGCCGACCUUCUAGCCAUGAACAAUGCGGAUUUUAUCAUCACCAGCACAUACCAAGAGAUUGCAGGAACGAAGAAUACUGUUGGACAGUAUGAGAGUCAUUCAGCGUUCACUCUUCCAGGUCUGUACAGGGUUGUUCAUGGUAUUGAUGUGUUUGAUCCAAAGUUCAACAUCGUGUCUCCAGGGGCAGAUAUGACCAUUUACUUCUCAUAUGCUGAAAAAGAGAAACGACUUACAUCUCUGCAUGCCACAAUUGAGAAGCUGUUGUACGACCCUGAGCAGAAUGAUAUCCAUGUUGGUAAUAUAAGUGACCCGUCUAAACCCAUGAUUUUCUCGAUGGCGAGGCUGGACCAUGUGAAAAACAUCACAGGUUUGGUUGAGUGCUAUGCCAAGAAUGGGAAGCUGAGGGAAGUGGCAAAUCUUGUUGUGGUUGCUGGAUACAAUGAUGUGAACAAGUCCAGUGACAGAGAAGAGAUCGCAGAAAUUGAGAAAAUGCAUCAUCUUUUUAAGCAAUACAACUUGGAUGGUCAGGUCAGAUGGAUAUCCGCCCAAACCAACAGAGCUCGAAAUGGAGAACUGUAUCGCUAUAUUGCUGAUGGAAGGGGAAUUUUCGUCCAGCCUGCUUUCUAUGAAGCUUUCGGGCUUACAGUGGUAGAGGCAAUGACUUGUGGACUCCCAACGUUUGCCACAUGUCAUGGUGGUCCAGCUGAGAUUAUCGAAGAUGGCGUGUCUGGGUUCCAUAUCGAUCCAUAUCACCCUAAUAAGACAUCUGCAAUAAUGGCUGAAUUUUUUCAUAAGUGCAAGGAAGAACCCACUUACUGGGUCAACAUAUCUGAUGCUGCCCUCAAAAGAAUAAGCGAACGGUACACAUGGAAGAUCUACGCAGAACGGUUGAUGACAUUGGCUGGAGUUUACAGCUUUUGGAAGUACGUCUCAAAGCUCGAGAGGCGUGAAACCCGACGAUACCUUGAGAUGUUUUACAUUCUAAAGUUUCGUGAACUGGUGAAGUCCGUUUCGCUAGCUGUUGAUGAUUAAUUAUGAUCAGCCUUAGGAG
Lactuca saligna is the source of this 2416-nucleotide messenger RNA. The record is from the annotation of a GenBank genome assembly. NCBI's taxonomy places the organism in Eukaryota, Viridiplantae, Streptophyta, Magnoliopsida, Asterales, Asteraceae.